AUGAAAAAACUAAGCUUAAAGUCAAUGAAACGAAACCAAGAAGAGGUUUUUGGUGAAAAUAAGGAAGAUGAAGAGGUAGCCUUUAUAAAUCGGAAAAUGAUCAGUAGGCAUAGUAGUAAUUUACAUCAUCACCAUCACAAUCAUCAUCGAAGCAAGAAAGAGCCACCACAUAAGAUAAAUACCACAACAAAUACAACAGUAACAGAAAUAGAUGACAAUGAGGAGGGAGUUUCUUCAAUUGGUGAAUCACCAAGAGGAAGAAAUACUCUGCAGCACAAUGAAAUGUCCUCCUCACACUACUCUAAAACCAUAUUUCCAAAGAGUUUACUUGAUUCCUAUGUUAAGGCAAGGCAGGUUAAAAAACAACAGCGAGAAGCGAUCAUACGAGCACAAACACCAAAUCAUGAAGCUGUUCAAAGGGAGAAGAGGUAUGAAAGAUAUAAAAAAGAGAAGAAAGCAGGAGGAAAUUAUAUUGCAUCUGGUGAUUUUAAACCAACAGAUGUUUUACCAUUCGAUGAUUUGAAACGGAUAGUGGUUAAAAAUCAAGAAAUAUUCAAAGAAACCACAGAGAGGGUACUCACACCCCAACCAACCUUAACCAGUGUAAAUUCCAAUAGAUCCCUACUCAGUGUAAAAUCAGAUUCAUUUAGAAGAAGUAGAACACCAUCUCCUUCACUACAUUCAUCACAAUCUGUAAAAUACUUUAGAGACCAACCUUCAAGGUCUGAUUCACGAAUGAGUUUGGCUGAUGUUGCUACUGUUUUUGAAAAUUAUUUAUCGAGGACUUCAUCAUUUAGUACAGUAAGCAGUUCAAGUUCGAAUAGUAACAGCCCAACAGGUUUAAAGAAAGGUGCAUCAUUUUCGAGAAGAAUUGUCAAUCAAUGA
Naegleria gruberi is the source of this 885-nucleotide messenger RNA. RefSeq lists its product as uncharacterized. The record is from RefSeq and is a predicted model, not a curated record. The transcript has a single exon. Lineage: Eukaryota; Heterolobosea; Eutetramitea; Acrasida; Naegleriidae. Bases 1 to 885 code for a protein of 294 amino acids.